Phytophthora nicotianae INRA-310 is the source of this 354-nucleotide messenger RNA. RefSeq lists its product as hypothetical. The coding region runs from base 1 to 354 and encodes 117 amino acids. NCBI's taxonomy places the organism in Eukaryota, Oomycota, Peronosporomycetes, Peronosporales, Peronosporaceae. The transcript has a single exon. The record is from RefSeq and is a predicted model, not a curated record.
AUGUGGCAGGAAUUGGCUGCAUCAACUUGGGUUCGCGAUGAAGUUAGGCACAUGCUAUCGCCAGAUUGGGCUGUCGUGUGGAAUCCGACAUUGCAUCGGCAUUUCCCACCGGCCGAGCGCGAGAAAUGCCGCCUCAUUGUGCACGCGAACGUGUUGGCGUUGCGGUUUCUGGAGAGUCCAGCCAUGACAUCAUCGGCUUCAUCGGGGUGGAAGUUUGAAGCGAUGCAGCAGUUUUGGUGGAUAGCUGCUGCCUUGACAGGACCAUUUAAGGCAGCAGAACAGCCCGUGCGGUGGCGAUAUCUGGCGGAACCCUUGGUCUACCACAUCAUAGAGUUCGCUGUCUUCCUCUGGUGA